AUGGCGUAUCGACCACCACCACUCACUGGCCUCAAGGUACUCGAGUUUGCCGGCCUUGCACCAGGCAUGGUGUUGGCCGACUCGGGCGCAUCUGUCCUUCGCAUCGACCGCGCUGUUGCUGGGGCCAAGGCAGUGCCCACCAGCGACAUGUUGACCCGGCACAAGGCCUCGAUCGUUGUGGACCUCAAGUCGGCCGGCGGUGUCGCCUUGGUCAAGAAACUCGGUGCACAGGCCGACGUGCUCAUCGACCCCUUCCGCCCCGGUGUGCUCGAGAAGCUCGGCCUCGGACCACAGGAGCUGUGCAAGCUCAACCCACGACUCGUGUACGCUCGCAUGACGGGAUUCCGACGCGAUGGCAAGUACGCCGACAUGGCCGGCCACGACAUCAACUACCUAGCCGUGUCGGGCGUGCUCUCCAUGCUGGGCAGAGCAGGCGACAAGCCACACCCGCCCAUCAACCUCUUGGCCGACUUUGCAGGCGGCGGCGCAAUGCUCGUGCAGGGAAUUCUCCUUGCACUCCUUGACAGGAGUGUAAGUGGCAGGGGCCAAGUCGUCGAGGCCAACAUGGUCGACGGAGUAAACUACCUCGCCACCUUUCCGCGCCAAGCGAUCAAGACUCCGCUCGGCUCCCAGCCGCGUGGCACCAACAUCCUCGACGGCGGCUGUCCUUACUAUGACACGUACGCGACAUCCGAUGGCAAGCAUGUUGCUGUUGGAUGCCUCGAACCGCAGUUCUUUGCUGCCAUGCUCCGCGGUCUCGGUGUGGAUCCCGGGACAUGGGCCACACGCCGCCUCGACCCAGCCAACUGGCCUGAACUGCGCAGGAUCUUUACCGACAAGUUUGGUUCCAAGACGCGUGCCGAGUGGGAGAAGGUGUUUGACGGCACAGACGCGUGUGUCACGCCCAUUCUCACGUAUCCCGAGCUCGAGGCGGACAAGCAGCGUGAGGGCGACCAGCGCCCGGCCAUCACUCUCGCCGACACGCCCAUGUUUGCGCUCAAGCGAGGUGCCAACCAGAGUGUUGGCCCCGCUGUUGGCCAGGGCGACGGUGUACAGGGUGAUGGGUACACGGGAUUUCCGCUCAGUCCUGGUGCUGGUGGUGAGGGGGUGCUCGAGGCGUGGCUGGGGUGGGCCAAGGGCCGCGAGUACGACGAGGACAGUGGCGGCGCGUUGGUGCUCAAGGGCAGGUUGAAUGGCAAGUUGUAG
Messenger RNA from Apiotrichum porosum, 1206 nucleotides. RefSeq lists its product as uncharacterized. Gene Ontology annotation, biological process: proteolysis. The record is from RefSeq and is a predicted model, not a curated record. Lineage: Eukaryota; Fungi; Basidiomycota; Tremellomycetes; Trichosporonales; Trichosporonaceae. The transcript has 2 exons. Gene Ontology annotation, molecular function: aspartic-type endopeptidase activity. Bases 1 to 1206 code for a protein of 401 amino acids.